AUGCUGCAACAAAUUUUGCAUGAUAUGUACAUUGACCCUGAGCUCCUGGCAGAACUGAAUGACGAGCAGAAGCACAUCCUGUUCUACAAAAUGAGGGAAGAGCAGCUGAGGCGUUGGAGGGAAAAGGAGGAAAAAGAACAAAGAGAGGAAGCUGCGCUGAAAAGGACAGCGAGAUUCAAGCAAAGUAAUGACAGACGUGUGCAGUGGCUGCAUGGGAGUGAUGGUGAGAUCUGGGUCUGGAUUAUGGGAGACUCCCCAGGUGACAAGCCAUAUGAACAGAUUUCUGAGGAACUAAUGGCAGAACGAGCCAGGCAACAAGCACAGAAGGAGGCAGAAGAACUACGGAAGCAAAAAGAGGCUGAAAUUACAAAGAAGUUCCGGGAUGCUAUGGCUAAGGAGAAAGCCAAAAUAGUGGCAGAAAAAUGGAAAUUAGAAACAGAAGAUCGAAAAGCAGCCAAACUGAUGGAGGAAAAAAUUCAGGAGGAAUUAAAGAAAAGAGAGGAAGAAGAGAGGCAGAGAGGUGAAGAACAGAUACGACAGCAAGAAGAACUUAGAGCAAAAGAGUUGUACUUGAGCCUCAAGCAAGCUCAACAGCACAGCCAACACAGUGAACACGAGGAUCAGGAGUGGAAAGAACAGUUGCGCCGCUCAAAGGCUGCAGAUGAGGAAAGGAGCCACAAAGCACGCAAGGCCCGGGAUGAAUAUCGACGGCAAUCCUUACGAGCCAUCCAGAAAGGAAAAGUGGCUGGCUUGAGUAACCUGUUCAAGGGGACCAGCCUGAGUAAUGAACCAGAGAUAAAGCUGAACAGCAACAAUCCUAGCCCACUAAUGACGCUCACUACACCAGUCAGGAAAGCUUGGGAGCGUCCUUCUAGACCCAUUUCCAGAGAAAUCCUCAUUCGCUGGUUCAAGGAGGAGCAGCUUCCACGACAUGCUGGGUUUGAGAGAAACACCUGUGCUGUAGCGCCCUGGUUUCAUGGUAUUAUUAGCCGCCAGGAGGCAGAAGAGCUGCUAAUGAACAAGUCUGAAGGAGCAUUCCUGGUGCGGGUCAGUGAGAAAAUCUGGGGCUAUGCUUUGUCUUAUCGCCAACAGAGUGGGUUCAAACACUUUUUGGUGGAUGCUUCGGGGGAUUUCUACAGCUUCUUGGGCGUGGAUCCCAACCGGCAUGAGACACUCACGGAUCUUAUUGAUUUUCACAAGGAGGAAAUUAUCACAUCCUCAGGUGGGGAGUUACUACUGGAACCAUGUGGACAGAGGAAGAAUCCACCUGACUACAGUUCCUUAUUUGAAUGA
This is a messenger RNA of Gopherus flavomarginatus (Mexican gopher tortoise), 1293 nucleotides long. RefSeq names its product SH2 domain containing 4B (gene SH2D4B). Lineage: Eukaryota; Metazoa; Chordata; Testudines; Testudinidae. The record is from RefSeq and is a predicted model, not a curated record. The transcript has 8 exons. Gene Ontology annotation, cellular component: cytoplasm. The coding region runs from base 1 to 1293 and encodes 430 amino acids.